Molecule: messenger RNA, 1425 nt
Organism: Pungitius pungitius (ninespine stickleback)
Lineage: Eukaryota; Metazoa; Chordata; Actinopteri; Perciformes; Gasterosteidae
Gene: tmem45b
Product: transmembrane protein 45B
Exons: 6
Coding region: 347-1189 (280 amino acids)
Source: RefSeq, a predicted model, not a curated record
AGUUCGUGUAUUAACUCAACUGUACAGCUGAAUCUCAUUCAGCCUUUUUGUGUUUAAAGAUCUCAUUUUUUAUACCAAAUGAACAGCUUGACUUUGAGCGUGAGUCGGGUACGUCUUUCUUGUCUGUUACCCAGGCGGACUUCACUCAGUCAGAGACGCUAAUGCAAAUGAUGGGUGGGGCUAUGUGGUGAUGUCAACAAAGGUGAGAGGUGCCGACAGCAGGCGUGCAGUUUACGCAGCUCCUCCAUGGUGCUGUCACUCUUAACAGCUGACAAGAUCUACGGCUUUCAAAGCCUUCCAUAAACAUUUUGGGAAUUUUUCAGCAGACAGACAAUAAGGCCUAACAAUGGCAAACUUUGGAGGACACGCCAUUCCCGGAUCUUUUUUCUUGCUCCUCGGCUUCUGGCUCACAGUCAAACACAUUCUGCAACACCACUGGAGGACCAGUCAGCCCAAAGCCAGGAGGGUCAUGCCGUCUUUAUUUCGAAAACUGGACUACAUCGAGGGAGGCUGUCUGAUCUUCGCCUCUUUUGUCGGUGUGAUGGUGGAACAGUUUGUGGUGGACGGGCCGCACGCCCGCCUUUACGACACAGAGAACAAAUGGUGGGUGAAGCUGAUGAACUGGCAGCACAGCACCAUGUACCUGUUCUUUGGGAUCUCUGGGAUAGCGCUGGUCGCCGCCACUGCGUCCAAACAGGUGCCGGCCGGCGUGGACCGCCUUGCUCUGUCCUUGGCCCUGUUCGUGGAAGGCUUCCUGUUCCACUACCACUUGCACAACCGGCCCCCUCUGGACGCUCACAUCCACUCCCUGCUGCUCUUCGCUGUGUUCAGUGGGUCGGCCAGCACCAUGCUGGAGGUGUUCAAAAGAGACAACGUCGUUCUGGAGCUGCUCAGGGCGGGCCUGUUCUUCCUGCAGGGCUCCUGGUUCUACCAGAUCGGAUUCGUUCUUUACCCACCGAGCGGCCCCCAAUGGGACCUGACGCUGCACGACAACAUGAUGUUCGUCACCAUGUGCUUCUGCUGGCAUAUAGCUGUGGCCAUGCUUUUAGUCGCCGGCAUCUCCUCUGCUGUCUUGUUCACGGUGAAGCGGUUCUCGGGGAGGGGACAGGACAUGGAGAUCGGAAUGCGAAUCACAUCCUCCAAAUCAAACUCCCAGAAGGCUUUGCUAGAAGAGUCGGAUGAAGAGUGACUGCAUGGUUAUUGUUCUUUGAAGACCAAGUCUGCUGUUUGUACAAAGUAUUUAGAUCUUUUGUGUGGUUAAAAAAAAUAUAUAAUUGGUUAAUAUGGUCUCUUAAGAAUUUCAAAAGCAAUAUGAACUGAAAUGAAUGGCUCAAAUGUAUCAACUGGGAUCAAAUAAAAUACACGGAAUAAGGGAACAAAAAUGUAUUAAAACAAAUCAACAAGCCACAACAUUCAAAUAGAUCA